GUGCCCUAACCCCAACUUCUUUUCUACGCCUGGGGGAUUUUCACUCGCACCCCCAGGACAUCCUUUGCAGUACCUAUUUCAGCGUAGGGUGCAGAGAAGGCCUUUGUAAAAUCGCGAACUUUCAACAGAAAUCUGUGCAGCUGUGCCCCGGGGUGCCACGGGCCCCUGGAUACGCGAGAGGAGAGAGCUUGGAGUUUCACUAGUUAAUAGCGAUUUCCCACUGUUCAGGAAUCUUCUCAGAAAUACAGCUCCCAGCUAGAGUGAGGCCCAAGUACUGCCUUGGCCCAGGAUGGCAAGAGAAUCGAGGCAACGUGCAGCCCUGGACGCCCAGUCUACAGAGGACCAGACGGGGCUCCUGACCGUGAAGGUGGAGAAGGAGGAGGCCUCUGCCUUUGCGGAGGAGGCCCGUUUGUCCUGCAGCCCGGCACCAGGCCCAGAGCGCUCCCGCCAGCGCUUCCGGAGCUUCCGCUACCCAGAGGCUGCAGGGCCCCGCGAGGCGCUGAGCCGGCUCCAGGAGCUCUGCAGGCAAUGGCUGCGGCCCGAGAUGCACAGCAAGGAGCAGAUCCUGGAGCUGCUGGUGCUGGAGCAGUUCCUGACCAUCCUGCCCGGGGCGCUGCAGAGCUGGGUGCAGGAGCAGCAUCCAGAGAGCGGGGAGGAGGCGGUGGUUCUGUUGGAGUAUUUGGAGAGGCAGCUGGAUGAGCCAAGGCCGCAGGUCCCAGCUUUCGACCCUGGGCAAGAACUGCUCUGUUGCAAGACAGCACUGUUGACAAGAGCCUGGAGGUCACAAAUGAGCCAAUUCCAGCCCAUGAAGGCUCUGCUCAAGCAUGAAUCUCGGGGAUCCCAGCCCUUACAAGAUAGAGUUCUCCAGGUUCCUGGUCUUGCCGAGGGAGGAAGCUGCAGAGAAGACACAGUGGUAGCUGCCAGGCUCAUCCCAGAGUCCCAGGGUUUGCUGAAAGUGGAAGAUGUGGCCUUGACCGUCUCCCCUGGGUGGGCACAGCUGGACUCAUCUCAGGUGAAUCUCUACAGAGACAAGAGGCAGGAGAACUGUGGCAGCCUCAUCUCCCUGGGUGGUGAAAUACAAACUAAGAUCAGGGACUUGCCUCCUGAAGAUGAACAUCUAGUACGAGAGCCUGGGGAGAUCCCAUGCCACCUGGGUGAAGACGUUGCUCAGAUUACUUCAUGUGCAGAAGCUGGUGAACAGGAGGGCAGGUUACACAGAAAGCAGAAAAAUGCCACAGGAAGUAGGCGGCACUACUGCCAUGAAUGUGGAAAGAGUUUUGCUCAGAGUUCAGGCCUGAGUAAGCACAGGAGAAUCCACACUGGGGAGAAGCCCUAUGAAUGUGAAGACUGUGGCAAGACCUUCAUUGGGAGCUCUGCCCUUGUCAUUCAUCAGAGAGUCCACACUGGUGAGAAGCCAUAUGAGUGUGAAGAGUGCGGCAAGGUCUUCAGUCACAGUUCAAACCUUAUUAAACACCAGAGAACCCACACUGGGGAGAAACCCUAUGAGUGUGAUGACUGUGGGAAAACGUUCAGCCAGAGCUGCAGCCUCCUUGAACAUCACAAAAUCCAUACUGGGGAGAAGCCCUAUCAGUGCAACAUGUGUGGCAAAGCCUUUAGGCGGAAUUCACAUCUCCUGAGACAUCAGAGGAUCCACGGUGGGGAUAAAAAUGUUCAAGAUUCUGAACAUGGAGAGACCUGGGAAAGUCAGGGUAGAAUGGAAAACCAGUGGGAAAAUGUUGAGGCUUCCGUGUCUUAUAAAUGUAAUGAGUGUGACAGAAGUUUCACUCGGAAUAGAAGCCUUAUUGAACAUCAAAAAAUUCACACUGGUGAGAAACCCUAUCAGUGUGAUGCAUGUGGAAAAGGCUUCACCCGAACUUCAUACCUUGUUCAACAUCAGAGAAGCCACGUUGGGAAAAGAAUUCUAUCACAGUGACCCAUGUAGUACAUGCCAAAGGUGGUACUCAUUCCUCAUGGGACUGAAGCCACCGUGGAGCACCUCCUAACUAUAAAAACUGUUGAGGGGCCUUUGUUUACCACUAAACACCAUCAGGUGUAUAUAGAGUCUGGCUGAGACUAGGUAUCGUCCAGAUUCUAUAAGGUGACCUGAAAAACAACUUGUUUGAUAGGACCUUCUGGGAGAGUUGUGAGGAAGAGGUUGGACCUAAAAUGGUUUAUUCUUACCCAUCAAACUUAAAUGGGCUUCCAGUCUGGCUACUCGCCCUUAGCCAGCACUUUAUCACAUCUCCUGGGUGGACUGCUGUGAUUAUGGGGGCUGCUCCUUAGAACAUUCAUUUUGCCUGUAAUCAGUCUUUGAGUUGGUCAGAUUCCUGAGUUCAAUCCGCUGUGCCUUGUUCAUAGGUGCUAAUAAAUAUUUAUUAAGUGUACCAGUGAGAUUUCCUUCAUAGCUCUGAAAAUCUGAUGCUUGUUUAGAUUUCUGAGAAAUUUCUAAUCAAAGCCAUUUGUGUUUAUGUCUAACUCUGAAGGUCUAGAUUCUGGGUUAAUCUUAGCUGCAUUUGUUGCCACGUACAAAGGGUUGGCAGAGUUGGAGUGGGGAGUCCAUAUUUCUUCAUCACCAUAGUACUUACAGUAAAAAUGCCUUAAAUAGCUUCUUCAUCAUGAGCCCAUUGUUAGACAGAUCCAUCCAUGGAACUUUAUUCUUCAGUAAACAUUAAUUAUGUUAAUUCAUAUUAAUAUUGCUACUCUUUUGGAAGGAAGUUUUCACAUUCAGACAAAGUAAAAAUCAGUUUAUCAAGUCAGAUUAAAAUGAUUAAGAAUUUUGACAAACUUCUCUAAUGCUUGUUGGAGCUGUAAUGCUAAACAGCUUUUUUCUCACCACUUAUUUACCUUGGGUCUAACCAAGUACCAAGACAUCAUCCUUGUCCCUCUCCCCUCACCUUAUAGCUGACUGUGGAUCAAGGCUUAUGCCAGCUAAGCUCCAACUUCUCUAGCUCAUAAGGAUUCACACAAAAUAUUAAUAACAAGUAUCAUUCAUGCUUUCAAAACUUCCCUAUGAGUUGGGGAUAGAAAGAUAGGUUUAGAGGCAGCCGGUGAGGGUAGAACCCUGAGUGUGAGUGGUAGGCGAAAUAUAUCUGUUCAGAGGCACAUUGGAAAUCUUGAGUAUCUGAUCAAAGGAUUCCAUAAUAUCCAAAGUAUAAACAUGUGAAGACUCAAUGCUGUGAGUUAAUCACAGGAAAUAAUUUCAUAUCUCCUGUUUCCACCCAAAUAAUCUUUUACUGCAUCUUUCAAAGACUUGUAUCUACUUACUAGAUACCUGAGUGCAUAUCACCAGCUGCCAGCAUUGCCAGGCUGUGCCAUGAAUGGCUUCUAUUUCUGAUGAAAUUCCUAAUGGUGUUUUGUUCAGCCAUUACUGUAGUGUUCUUGCUUAUUCUCAAACACCCUGUCUGGAUUCCUGCGCUGCAUGUGGCACCACAGGCAGAUUAGGGACACUUUCUAAACCAUAGGGUUCUCUCAUUAUUAAUUCCCUACAAGCUUUCAUUGCCUUCAUCAUCCUCUUAACUUCAAGCUAAUUUAAACCUUUUGUGCUUUGAAAAAUUCUGUAUUUUCUCCACUCAAAUCUUUUCUAGCCUUUUUUUCCCUCUUAAAUUAACCUUUUGUUAUUUCCACAAGAGCUAGCCACUUCUCUUUUCCUUCCCUAGUCUUUAUUUUUCUUAAAUAGUUGCUAAUAUCUCUAAUUGUAAAUGCUCAGACUCAUUACAAACUAGUUACCCUGUUCAUUUUUCUAACUUGAAAUGUAUUUGAAAGCCUUUUACAAACCAGGAAGCAUUAUACACAUGUAUAAAUUACUGAGAUUAACAAGGGACCACUGUGUCUCCUGUCAUACUUCCACUCCUUCCAAACCAAAAAAAUCUCUGCAGAGGGGGGAGAUUUUGCAGAAAAAUACUUUUGAGUGCCUACUAUGCUAGACAAUGGAAGGGGCAAAAAUCUAUAUGUAUAUAUAUAUAUGAGAGUGUGUGUGUGUGUGUGUGUGUGUGUGUGUGUACAUACAUACUCGGGCUUGGUGUUUCAGUAUAAUAAAAUCGAUAAGACUUACACCCGACUAAGGCAAUGCAAUAAAAAAUACCUUGCAAGUGGUAAACUGAGGGCUAUAGAAGCUCAAAGAAGGGAAAGGUCACUUCCUGCUAAGGAGUGAUUAUGAUUACAUGGAUUGAAUUGUGUCCCCCAAAAAUGUGUGUUGUAAAUCGUAACCACUAGUGGAUGUAGUCCCAUUUGGGAAAAGGGUUUUCUUUAUUAUAUUAAUGAGACCAUAUCAGUGUAGGGUGUGUUUUAAAUCAAUCACCUUCAGGAUAUAAAAGGGGCAGAUUAGGCACAGAGAAGCAAGCAGAGAUGGGAGAACAUGAAUGCCACACGGAGAUUGCCAAG
Molecule: messenger RNA, 4380 nt
Organism: Trichechus manatus latirostris (Florida manatee)
Lineage: Eukaryota; Metazoa; Chordata; Mammalia; Sirenia; Trichechidae
Gene: ZKSCAN4
Product: zinc finger with KRAB and SCAN domains 4
Exons: 5
Coding region: 290-1933 (547 amino acids)
Biological process (GO): regulation of DNA-templated transcription
Cellular component (GO): nucleus
Source: RefSeq, a predicted model, not a curated record